Messenger RNA from Oryza sativa Japonica Group (Japanese rice), 1799 nucleotides. RefSeq lists its product as uncharacterized. The record is from RefSeq and is a predicted model, not a curated record. NCBI's taxonomy places the organism in Eukaryota, Viridiplantae, Streptophyta, Magnoliopsida, Poales, Poaceae. Gene Ontology annotation, molecular function: protein binding.
UACUCCUCUUGAGGUUUUCUUCUUGCUUCUAGAGCCACCUGUUAAAGAGGCGGCCUUGCUUGCUUCCUUUCCAGAUUCCUCCAUAGCUCACAGAAACCUCACAACCCUAGUUCGGCGAGAGCCGGAAGCUAUCAAGCUAAGCGAGAUACGAAGGAAAGCGGUUCUUGCAGCAGAAAUUUCAAGGCUUUGCCGCCAAAUUUGGCCCAAGUUUGGCUCAAAAUCCACCAUUGCAGGCCCCUGCCCCUCGGGAGGCUAAAGCGAGACGAAGGCCAUGUCGCGGCGGUCUGGGUAUCGCGCGGCGGAGCAGGAAGACCGCCAGGUUGAUCUGAUGGGCGACUCCGACUUCGACGACGACGAGUACGGACAACCUAUAGAGUCCAAAGAAGAUACGUCGGCGGUGGAUGUGAAGAAAGGGAAGGACAUACAAGGAAUUCCAUGGGAUAAUUUGAGCUUCUCAAGGGACAGGUAUAGGAAGACUAGGAUGGUACAGUACGCGAACUUUGAGAAUGUACCCAACUCCGGGAAAAAUUCAGAGAAGGUAUGCACACCUGUAGAUAAAGGGGCACUCUACUAUGAGUUUCAGUACAACACAAGAUCGGUGAAACCGACAAUUCUUCAUUUCCAGUUGAGAAAUUUAGUAUGGGCAACUACUAGACAUGAUGUGUAUCUUCUAUCACAACGUUCUGUGCUUCAUUGGUCACCAUUCGCCAGUGAGAAGCACAAAGUCAUUGAUCUUCAAGGACAUAUCACGCCAUCUGAGAAGCACCAGGGGAAUGUCUCCGAGGGGUUUUACCAGGCUCAAGUUAGUACACUAGCAGUGAGAGGUAAUUUGCUUGUUGCCGGUGGAUUUCGUGGAGAACUAAUUUGCAAGUUUUUGGAUCGUGAAGGAAUAAGCUAUUGUUGCAAGUCAACACACGAUGACAAUGGCAUCACUAAUUCUCUGGAGAUAUUUGAGAAACCCAGUGGUUCGGUGCACUUCCUGGCUUCAAACAAUGAUUGUGGAGUUCGAGACUUUGACAUGGAAAAAUUUCAAAUUUGCAAUAAUUUCCGUUUUCCUUGGGCUGUUAAUCACACAUCAUUGAGCCCGGAUGGUAAACUUGUUGCUAUUGUUGGGGACAACCCUGAAGGACUUAUAGUCGAUACUAAUUCAGGAAAAACAGUUCAUGAACUCCGCGGUCAUCUGGACUACUCUUUCGCGUCAGCGUGGAACCCAGAUGGCCGGACAUUCGCGACUGGUAACCAAGACAAGACAUGCAGGAUCUGGGAUAUCCGAAACCUUUCCAAGUCCGUUGCUGUUCUGGGUGGCAAUAUGGGAGCCAUACGGUCGAUUCGCUACACAUCCGAUGGGCGAUUCUUGGCAAUGGCGGAACCAGCAGAUUUCGUUCAUAUAUUCGACGUCGGAAGCGGGUACCGAAGGAAGCAGGUGGUGGAUUUCUUUGGUGAGAUUUCUGGCAUUUCGUUCAGUCCCGACACCGAGGCUCUGUUCAUCGGUGUUCAUGAUCGGACCUAUAGCAGCCUCCUCCAGUACAACCGGCUACGGUUCUACUCAUACCUUGAUUCUGCUAUCUGAAUUUGCUACUUGCAAUCACUGGCAGAGUAAUGUGAGUUCUGAAUCACAAAAAAUUGUAGAAGCUAGUAAAGUAGUAGAGAAGAUGUAGAUAUGUCCAUAUCUGUAGCUGUUACUGUAAAGGAACCUGAAAUGCAUCUGCAAAUGGCCUGUUGCUUUUGCUGGACAAAACUGUAUCCAUCAGACUUCAGGGUGAGCAAUCAUCCUACGGAAGAGAAGAUGUUAUCUGGUA